UAAGCUAGAACGUCAGGUGUCUCUGUCCCGCGGAAGGUGAUCUUCAAUGUCAGGGGUCUCUGUUUGUCCAACUGAAGGUGAGCUACGAUAUCAGGAGUCUCUGCCCAACGGAAGCUGAGCUACACUGUCAGGGGUCUCUGUUUGUCCCACGAAAGUAUUCAGGUACGGGUGCCGUGGAUAAGGACUUGACUGACGUCUGUGACACCAGUCUGAACCAAGCAGGCCUCAGACAGACCAGAUUGUGUUCCUACAAGCAGACAACUUUCCUCAGACAGACCAGACUGUGUUCCCACAAGCAGACAACUUUCCUCAGACAGACCAGACUGUGUUCCCACAAGCAGACAACAUGGGUGGCUGUACGUCUGUUGGACGACUCGUCCUCGUCAUCUUGAAUAUAAUAUUUCUGCUGAUCUCCCUCGGGCUGCUGGCUGUGGGGGGCAUACUGAAGUAUAUGCCAGGGACACUCAUGGGCUUCCUGCUGGCUGGGGCACAGUCCGCUAUACCUCCUUUACCAACAGCUUCCGGGGGCUCAACCCUACCUUCAAUCAUGAUACCUGAUACGCUGAGCUUUGUGCCCAUGGUAGAUGAUGUUGCAACGGUGCUGCUGGCUCUGGGGGGCGUGCUGUUUUGCAUCUCCUUCCUGGCGUGCUGUGGCGCGUGUUAUAAAUGGAGGCCAUUACUUAUCCUGUUUGCUAUUGUGAUGGUUCUCCUCAUCCUGGGCAUAGCGGUCGUCGGCGCCCUGUUUCUCGUCAAGGAUUCUGUGCUCCAUGACACCAUCCGCAGCAGUCUGGCGGAGAAAACGGAGGAGGAAUAUGAAAAAAACCAGAAUGGGCCUUUCAUACAGAUCACUAAUGUCCUUGCCCUUCAGAUGAAAUGCUGUGGAUUCACGGGACCGUCGGACUUUGUCAAGAACCUGACUACAGACUUUAAGGAUGUUCCUGUGGCUUGCUGUGAGGACAUGAAGCAGACGUGUCUAGAUACAACUCGCAGGAAUCUAACUGAUAUCGAAACAACGGGCUGCUACGACAAACUACAAGACAUGAUCGAGGACUCUAAAACAUAUGCCAUAGUUGGCCUUGUCGGUGUACUCUUGCUGCUGCUGAUUGAAGUUGUCUUCGCAAUCGUCAUCGUCGUUGACAUAGGCAGUAACAAGGUGGGCCAGUCCUAACACCCGGAAGUCAGGAUUCAAGGUACAGUCAUCCUGAUGCAGAUUGUCUUCAUAAUUCAAGAUCCGAUCUUCAUGAUUCAAGAUACAUUCUACAUGAAUCAAGAACCAGGCUUCGUGAUUCAAGAUAAAGCCUUAUGGUUUAAUAUAUAGUCAAUUUUAUCUCAGGAAUAGAAAGUGAAAUCUGAUAAUAAUUUCGAAAUAUGUAUUCCUUUCCUGUGUGAACAUUUUACUUGGUUCGCUACUUUUGCCGACAGCUAUUUUUGCCGUUAUCCGUCCAAUACUUAAGGCUGACUGUGUGUGAACGUCCCACAUGCUUCAAGAAAGCUUCCCAUAACUUGAAGUUAUCCGUCCAAAACUUAAGGCUGACUGUGCGUGAACGUGCUACGUGCUUCUAGAGAACUUACUAUAAGUAUUCCGUCCAAUACUUAAGGCCGACUGUGUGAGAACGUGCUGCAUGCUUCUAGAAAGCUCCCCAUAACUUGAAUUUGUCCGACCAAUACUUAAGGCCGACUUUGUGAGAACGUGCUGCAUGCUUUUAAAGUGCUUCACAGAUUUUGCAGAUAUCCGUCCGAUUUAUGAGAUUUGGGAAGUUUUCUCCUGCUGUUUGUUUUGUUACAACGGUCGCAGUGAUUGUUUUCUUUCAAUCAACAUGUUUACUACCAGAGUCCCUGUUACCACAUGAGACAUACAUCCAGGGGAAAUGCUCGUGCGGUUGGAAUAGAUAAACUCAUUGGUUACAUUGAUUCGGUAGUUACAAGAACACACUUCAUUAUAAAAGAUAUAUAUCCGAGAUUGACAAUAGUUGUAAAAGGGUGAAAUAUACAUCUGGGGUUAAUAUUAUAAAUAGAAGAGGAUUUGGUCGCAGUGAUUUUACAAGCGUUUCAAAAUUCAGUGUUUGUAAAGUCCUGUUUCGGCCACGUGUUCUGGGAUUUCUUGGACACAAGUGAUUAUAUUUAGUUUACGCCAUCUGUGAUUAUACAGAGUACAAUAUCACCAUGUUCUAAGCGACUGUUAUAUUCAUGCUCAAUGAUGUACUUUAUUGAUGUCUUUGGUUGUACGACGUUACUGUUUUGCCAUAAUUAUACCAAUAAAAUUUGCUUUGUUUUAUCA
Molecule: messenger RNA, 2278 nt
Organism: Haliotis rubra (blacklip abalone)
Lineage: Eukaryota; Metazoa; Mollusca; Gastropoda; Lepetellida; Haliotidae
Product: CD63 antigen-like
Exons: 9
Coding region: 347-1168 (273 amino acids)
Cellular component (GO): membrane
Source: RefSeq, a predicted model, not a curated record